Molecule: messenger RNA, 558 nt
Organism: Ilex paraguariensis (yerba mate)
Lineage: Eukaryota; Viridiplantae; Streptophyta; Magnoliopsida; Aquifoliales; Aquifoliaceae
Source: the annotation of a GenBank genome assembly
AUGGAAGGUGAAUCUUCAAGUAGUUUGCAGUUGAUAGAAGAAAAUGUUGUGAUUGAAAUGACAAAUAUAAUUGAAGUAGACGAGCCUAGGGUUGGUAUGAUGGUCGAAAAUUAUAAACAAUUGCUUGAGUAUUACACGGGUUAUGGUAAGCGGUUAGGGUUCCAAGUGAAGAUAAGAUCAUCAACAAAAGUGGAUGAUGGUGAGUUGAAAUACGAUUGUCGACCAAGUGAAAGUGAUGCCAUUGGAUUUGUUGAUGGUCAACCCACGAGUGAAGCGAUUGAUGUACUUGGAACACAAGAAAGUAUUGGGAUGACAGAUUUGCGGAUUACACAAACGGUUAAUGUUGGCAUAAGUGAUGGUCAAUACUCCUCUUUGCAAUUUUGUAAUAACAAUAUGGCCUUGCUAUGGGGGGUCACUCAAAGAGGUCUUGGAAAUCAUUUCAUGGUUGGUUUUUCCAAUGAAGAAGCUCGUCGUUCAUGCGGCCGGCGUCGAUUGAAGAUUAGCAAUUGGGGAAUCCUGAAACUUCUAAAGAGGGAAGAAGAUGGAGGAGGAAUUUAG